Molecule: messenger RNA, 1428 nt
Organism: Drosophila persimilis
Lineage: Eukaryota; Metazoa; Arthropoda; Insecta; Diptera; Drosophilidae
Exons: 3
Coding region: 1-1416 (471 amino acids)
Source: RefSeq, a predicted model, not a curated record
AUGGCGCUCAGCGGCUUUCGGUUCUUGGCCAACUUCCAAAGAUUUCAGCGGUUCAGCACGAAGGGUGGCAGCGGGCGGAGAGGCGACGAGGAUGGUACAUCGAAGGCCGGCCAAAGAGAUGCAAGUGUGACGGCUGAUAUCGGUGCCACCAAUGCCAAAUACGUGGAGCAUUUGUUCUCAAAAUGGCUGGAGGACGAAUCCUCCAUUCAUGUGUCGUGGCAGAAAUACUUUCGUGAAAUGGUCAAGGGCAACUCUGAGGACCAGGUCCAGGGCAACACUGAAGACCCGGCCCAGGUGAACUCUGAGGACCCGGUCCCACUGGAACCUGACACUACUCCAAGCCCGGGGGCAAUCAAGGAUCUGGAAAAGGAAAAAACUGGUCGAGAAAGCUCACUCAUGACUGAAAAGGAUUCAGUCGGCUCAUCUAUACCCAUGGACUAUGUAGAUCUUUUCCUUAAGCUGGAAAAGACCAAGGCCCCGCUCUCCAUUGAAGUGCCAAGGCCUCAGGCGAAGUUGGAUGGCGAUGGGCCCACGACCACGGCCACGCCCACGUCAUUGAUUGAUACAAUUGACCCUCAGGGUGAUAUUUUAAUAGGCACAACUGUUCUGAGUCCUUUCUUGGAGUCCAGCUCCAAUAAGGACAAUGAUUGCACAACACCAAAGUCCCCAACGCGAGAACUUCUGGGCAAAAUAUCGAAAAAUGUCAAGGCAAAGGCCGACAGGGCCAAGAAAAUAAUGCAAAGGUCGCAGAGGCUGCCCAAGACGCUGCCCAAUAAGAAUCCGAAAAUGUUAAAGACACAGAAACUGGAAGAUGCACCGAAAAACACGAAGAGAAGGCUCAACAUAUUUAAGAUGCAAGUUUCCGACGACAAAAAGGAGGCCGGAACGGAGAAGACUCUCUCAAAGUCUUCCGAAAAUAAACCGAUUUAUCUGUACAAAGUGGGCUCCAGUGGCUCAGUGGACUAUUUCAGGCCCAUAACAGACCGCAGGUCAUUGCAACAAACAACCCAAGACUGUGCCAAGGAGAAAAGUCCCCUGCCGGGCGGAAAACAAAAGGCAAAAAAAUACGGCACUCGAUUGAACAGAAAGGCUCCCCCCAAUCCCACGAACUUAGGGGCUUCAAUGAGAAUACAGAAAAUCGUGUAUAAUGCGGCAGAUAAGCCGGGAUCGAAAUCCUCGGAGAAGAAGUCACGUGGCCAGAAACGCGCAGACAAGCCUGGCCCCGGCGUUAAGUACCGACAAUUGGCAAAAAGAUCAAACUUUGGCCACAAAAAUAGGUCCGAAAAGAGACGAGACCCUGAAGACAAGUCGCCGGAGGACAGUCCGAGGCGAGAAAAGACCAAUGAACCGAUCCUGCGUCCUUUGUCGACCAGGCCGAGCCCUGACCGUAGUACUUUUAAUCCGAAUAAGUUCUGAGAAAGCGAGGGA